Messenger RNA from Ramularia collo-cygni, 1479 nucleotides. Its product is annotated as probable flavoprotein involved in K+ transport. The record is from RefSeq and is a predicted model, not a curated record. NCBI's taxonomy places the organism in Eukaryota, Fungi, Ascomycota, Dothideomycetes, Mycosphaerellales, Mycosphaerellaceae. The transcript is spliced from 2 exons. The coding region runs from base 1 to 1479 and encodes 492 amino acids.
AUGGCCUGGCAACCCUUCCCGGAAAGCGAGGACAAUUACGAUGUGAUCAUCAUCGGUGCUGGAAUCUCAGGAAUCAACUUUGCAUAUCGUCUCCAGGAACGCACACCAAACCUCAAGUAUGCGAUUCUGGAAGGCCGCCACGAGAUCGGUGGCACCUGGAGCUUGUUCAAAUACCCUGGAAUUCGAUCCGACUCUGAUCUCUACACAUUUGGAUUCGCAUGGCGUCCGUGGCGUGAAAAGGACUCGAUCGCCCACGGUGAUYGCAUCUGGAAUUACAUGAAGGAGGCUGCGGAAGAGAACGGCAUUGACAAGAAGAUCAAGUUCAACACCUUUGUUGACCACGCCGAGUAUGCCGACAACACAUGGUCACUGCACACUUCUGGGGCUGCGAAGAAGACAUACAAAGCUCGCUUCAUCAUGAUGUGCACCGGUUACUAUGACUACAAGAAUCCCCUCGAGACUCACAUCCCUGGUAUCGACAACUUCAAGGGCCAGGUCAUUCACCCACAGUUCUGGCCCGAGGAUCUCGAUUACGCCAACAAGGAAGUUGUCAUCAUCGGUUCCGGCGCUACAGCCGUCACAGUACUCCCCGUAAUGGCCCAGACGGCCAAGCAUGUCACUAUGCUUCAACGAUCGCCUAGUUAUAUCAUGGCAGCUCCUCGAGAGGACGUUGUCGAGCGUUUCCUCAGGAAAUGGUUCUCAUGGGCGCCCUCGUUCCAGGACAACGCUUUCCGACUCAAGUGGAUCCUGACCCCCAUGAUGUUGACCACAUACUCUCAGUACUUCCCUGAAAGGGCGAAGAAGAUGAUGUACGACCUCACACGCAAGCAGCUUCCCGCCAACGUCCCUCUCGACCCACACUUCACACCAAGCUACUAUCCUUGGGAACAGCGUCUCUGUGUCUGUCCCGAUGGCGACUUUUACAAGAGUCUGAGGCAGGGCAAGUCAAGCAUUGCCACCGGACACAUCGAGACCGUCACCGAGGACUCCAUUAAGCUCAAGAGCGGGCAAGAACUACACCCAGACAUCAUCAUCACCGCCACCGGGUUGAAGUUGAAGUUCGCGGGCGGAAUGAAAGUGACCGUCAACGGCAAGCCUUUCGAGAUCCCCGAGAAGUUCACAUGGAAGGGCGUCAUGUUGGAGGAUCUGCCCAACGCCGCAUUCGUGGUUGGCUACGUCGAUGCUUCGUGGACUCUAGGAGCAGACGCAACCGCGCAAAUGAUGACGAGAAUCCUGAAGAAGAUGGAGAAGGAGGGUGUGGUUGAGGUCAUCCCCAGGAGAAGCGAACAGGAGAAGCAGACGAUGAAGGAGAUGAGCAUCCUGAGGCUCAACAGCACAUAUGUCAAGAAGGGCAUGUCUCAGCUUCCCAAGUCUGGUGACUCUGGUCAAUGGGUGCCAAGAUCGUACUACUUCAAGGACAUUAUGAUGGCAUGGUUUGGUGAUAUCAAGACGAACAUGGAAUGGGUGCGAGCGGUGUAG